CCGCGAGGAGCUUCGUACUUCGCGAGUUCGGGAUACGAAAAGUGAAGUGUCGAAGUGAUAUCUGUGUUCCGAUUUUUAGUGAUUUUUCCAACAAUGAAACCUUUACUGUUUCUCUCCUUACUCAUCCUAGUGGACGGCUACGACCAAGUCCAUCGUCACAGACACUCCCAUUCAGAAUACAACUUGGAUAGGUUGAUGAACAGGCUGGACAGCAUUACAACUCAACCACCCUUAUCAUCUUCUACGGAAGAACCGGAGAACUCUUUGUGGGAUGAUGACUUCCCCUUCAGCUCAGUGUCCCCCCUGGACAUGGACCGGUGGGAUAAGAUCAUCAGUGAGAAGGAGAAGCAACGAGAGGAUAGGGAGGAUGCUGAGGAGGAGGAACAGAGUGAGGAGGAAGGAUUUGAGGACCAGAAGGAACAGGCUGAUUCUUACAGGAGUUGGAACUCUAGAAGUGGAGAGUCCUACUCCAAUUGGAAAUGGGAACAGAUGGGAAACCGAAAAUCGUUGGAUAACCUCUUUCAAGUGUAUCGUUCAGGACUUCUAAAACCAGAUUCAACCAGCAAAGAGAGCCAGGCGCAAUACGAGGUGUACAAACACAGCAAGCAGAUGUCCCGAGAGACGCUAUGCAGAGUGCCCAAACCCAAAGUGAUCAAGGUCUCUGACGUGUACCCAAGUACGAGCAAACUGUACGUGCCAGCCUGCACAGUGCUGCACCAGUGUGGGGAAGACACGGGGUGCUGCGGCGGCUCGGCUCAGCGGUGUGGUCCCAAGACUACCAAGAGGGUGGAACUGUACUUUUAUACCACAUACACAGUUCCUUCACACAGUCGCCGUACCAGUAGUGGACUAGAGAAACUUCCCUUUUACAAUCACACGGAGUGUGAAUGUCUGGACAAGCUGGAGGAGGUGAUGCCAAGGGACGGACAGAAUAGUGAACUACGGGGAGACAGGAGCUCUGAACAAGAGUGUAAAUGCCCGAGUGAGUUUACAGUGAGGAGGUUGGCGAACGGGUCCUGUUCCUGUGACUGUUUUGACAAACAAAGAGAUUGUAUAAAGUACAAGAAAGGAAAAGAGUAUUUCAACCAUAAUGAUCGAUUAUGCAUCGAGAUGGGUACCUGCCAACUUCCGGUUUGUGACUUCGGCGCCUAUCUCAGGAGUUCAGGAAGAUGUCCAAGAAAACACGAGAAAUUCCGCUCCUGGUCCCGAUACUAGAGCGACACAAACGUCUUUCUGUUCGACACAAACUUUACACAAAACACGUAAAAGGAUUAACGUCACAAAUGUCCACGCCAACUAACAACUGUGGGACUUUGGUCCACGACUCAAAAUCCUGUUAUUGAGCACAAACCUUGCGUGGAUCGGGAAGGAUACGCAGUUCGUUUAAUGUAUUUGUCUAGUAAUUUAUGCUUGUAGAGUUUGGAAUCAAAUUCUCAUUUGUGAUAGUAUUAGGGUAGUUUUUAUUUUUGUAUAUUAAUUUGUCUGCGAUUUAUUUGACAGGAGAUAUAGGUUUGGAAUUUUGUGUUUGAUAGUGAUAAAAUUUAAAAAUUUUUAAAGAAAGCUUAUAGUUAUUAAUUCAAUUUGUAUUAAAAAACUCUUUGCUAUUUUUUUAACAUACUAUUUCUAUGUAAAAUCUAGAAUUGACUUAGGUAUGACGAAUAGCAAAUAAAGUAAAAAGAUUUUAAUUUAAAGGAAUAUAUUAAACAUGCAUUUUUAAGUCUCUCAUAACAUUUCUCCUACGCUUGAGCUAUUCAAACUUUUUGUCGGCAAAAAUGUAUUUUAUUUUUAUUUUUAUUUUUGUGAAUAUAAACUUCUAGAUAUAAAAUUGUAUUGAUGGGCAACAAAACGUUAAAUUUAAGACUGAAUAAUUAAUGACUGAUUUACACAUAACCAUACUGUAAAAGAAAAUAGUUCAAUACUUAAAUUAACUUUGAAUGUCAAUAUCAAGAUAUCUCCUGAUUAUAUAUUUAUGAUAAUUACUUGCGCAUGCUUAUUGUUUGGUUUUAGUUGCUAUAAAUUCACGUUUAACGAUUCAAAAUUAGGUAGUCUUAAAAAACUGAAGGAUGUCAUUUUUGCACAUCCAAAAAAAUAGGUCAUUUAUCUGUAAGUUUUAUUAAUAAAUUAUGUGCUUAUAAUAGUCAUUUGAGCAGGCUAAAUUUCAGAAAAAUAUAAACUAUUGUAAUUUAGGGUAUAAAAUUAAACUCUUACUACAUAUUUUAAAAUGUAAUUUAUUUACUUUUUAAUUUUCAACAGUAAAAGUUUUUACAAUAAACCAACUAGCACUUCAAGAUUAAAAGUAUAUUCUCACUCUUAGAAGGAUAGAAGAUAGUAAAAUGUUGUUGUUCAUAUCAAAAUAAUAUUAAAUAUUCUAAAAAUAACAAUUAUUGUGGAAACCAUAACAUGCUACACCCUUAGUACUUACAUUUCUAUAUCAAUCUAUUGCAUUUAACAAAUAACUUUAUCAAAUAUGUAGCAUCUACACCUAAUCUAUAGAGUCCUGUAGAAUGUAUAGAUAGAUACCAUUCACGUUGCCAUAAUCAUUGUACAUUUUCAAUAUAUCUUUAGCAUCUAUCGAUGCUCUAACUAAUAUGUAUAUAUUUUCUUUUUAUAUUUGUGUUCGUACUAGGCUAGGAAACCGUACCAAUGUUUUAAUGUACACUUAAUUUAGUACAAAAUAGAUUUUUUAUCAGACAUUUAAAGACUGAUAAAGUUUGUAAAGUGUUACAGAAAAGUGGAGGAACUUUUUGGUGAAAGUGACUGUGAAGGUAUAAAUCAUUAUGUUUAAGAUUAAAUAAGUACCCCUUCAGUGUAUAAUUGUAAAGUGUAAUAAAUCAAUGU
Molecule: messenger RNA, 2838 nt
Organism: Macrosteles quadrilineatus (aster leafhopper)
Lineage: Eukaryota; Metazoa; Arthropoda; Insecta; Hemiptera; Cicadellidae
Exons: 6
Coding region: 94-1215 (373 amino acids)
Biological process (GO): hemocyte migration
Cellular component (GO): membrane
Molecular function (GO): growth factor activity
Source: RefSeq, a predicted model, not a curated record